CUCUCGGAAGUUUAGCCAAGUUGAUUUAGCCCAACAGGCUAGCAGCAGAAAACACGGUCCGACCGCACAAAACUUGGUUUUCCCCGAGAAAAAAGUGCUUUUGGACGGAACCUCUUCCCCCGCAGUGAACCCCGGAGUACUACCGAUGGAUUUAAACCGUUUGUCGUCGUUUAAUCUGCGCGAACAGGAGCGUUAGACCCGUCUGAAAGAAGUUGUGAUUGUUUUUUUGGCGCUCUAGCAGCGCAGAGGAAAGAUGGAGGAUCUGCUGGUGUAGCAGCGGGCUAACGCUAGCUGGUUGUUGGUUUACUGGAGCUGCCUCACCACUGAGUGGAUGUCCGGAAAGUUUGGAGGCUGUAAUCCGACGCACUGACGGUAGCUGCUGUUCAUGUUUACAGAUAAACUUAAGCAUGAGAGUCCCUCGGGCUCUGAGGAUGGAACCAGGGCUACUGGAGGCAGGAUCUAGAAAUCAGAUGGUGCUCUGAAGAAGCCAUGGGUAGCUGUUUAAGCUGUCCAGAGAAAGAGUCAAUUCCAGAUAAUCAUCAAAGUAAAUUCAAGGUGAUAAACGUGGACGACGAUGGGAACGAGUUGGGCUCAGGUGUGAUGGAGCUAACCGAUGCUGAGCUCGUCCUCCACACCCAUCGCCGUGAUGAUGUCCGGUGGCCUUACCUGUGCUUACGGCGCUAUGGCUAUGACUCAAACCUGUUCUCAUUUGAGAGCGGCCGCCGCUGCCAGACGGGUCAAGGUAUUUUUGCCUUCAAAUGUUCUCGAGCUGAAGAGAUCUUCAACAUGCUGCAGGAGGUGAUGCACAGCCACAGCAUCAGCGUGGUAGAGGAGGCGGUGCUGGAGCCCAACCACCAGGCAGCACACACUCCUGCAGCUCUGGGUUACUCUGUGCCCACGGUGCCUAACGGUGUGACCAGGAUCCCGUCUGUGGGUGAGGCACCGUCUCACCCCUCCACCCGUCACCCAUCUGUGGCCAGCACCCGUCUGCCCUCUGUGGGAGAGGAGUCCACUCACCCUCUGCUGGUGGCUGAUGAAGCAGUUCACACCUACGUGAACACCACGGGGCUCCUGGAGGACCAGCCCAGCCCUCUAACUGUCACCACCCCUCUGGAGAGUCCCACCUCUCCUCAGUCUCAGUGUCCUCCGACCCCUCCGCCUCCUCCAAGGGUCCGCACCGAGCCGCCGGCCCCGCCUGCUCAGCCGGAGCCCCAGGUGCUGCUGGAGCCUCAGGGGGUUCGCUUCGUGCUGGGCCCCACCCCUGUUCAGAGGCAGCUGAUGGAGAAGGAGAAAAGACAGCAGGAGGCCAAGGAGGCCGAGGAGCCCCGAGACACUAACGGCCACACCGAGGCCCCCGCCGAGGCUGAGCCGGCCCCCCAGCUCUCCAACGGCUCCUCCUCCAAUCCCUCCACAGCUCCUCGCCGCCACCGCCCGCCCCCCCUCACCCCCGACCUGCAGAAUGUCAACAACUCGGCCCAGCGGCGCACCGCCCUGCUGGACUACGAGAACCUGCCGGCACUGCCGCCGGUGUGGGAGGCAAGGAAGCCGAGCUCGGAGGAGGAGGAGAACGGCUGCAGCGGCCUUAAAACGCCAUCGCUCAAUGGCUACAAUCACCACCCCCACCAUGGCCUGCUGCACCACUCCUACUCCCACCCUCUGUCCGCUGCCCUUGAGUCUUCACACAACUACGUCAACACAGAGAAUGUGACGGCGCCGCUCAGUGCCCACCGGCCUGAAACGGCACGGCGCCGCACAGAUGGACCGACCAUCUUCAACUUCGACUUCCGCCGGCCGCCGCUACCGGGUCACCCAGAGCCGCCCAAAACGCUCAACUACAUCGAGGUGGAGAUGGACAACAGUGCGGGGAACAAGGGUGCUUCAGAUGGCAGCAACCCCCACACGCCCCGCACCCCCACCUCCCCGCUGCCCCCCACUACCCCCACCCGCCGCACCGAGCUCUACGCCCUUAUCGACAUCGAGCGCACUGCCGCCAUGUCCAACCUGCAGAAGGCCCGGCCGCGAGACGACGGCACGUCACGCAAGACGCGACACAACAGCACGGAGCUGCCCACCAAAAGCACUGCGUGACACGCACCUUCCACUUCCUGUUAACCAUUUGUGUUGUUUGAUAAGACGGACGGAGCUUCUUUAUAUUCCCACAAGGAGACAGUGACAGACUCCACCAAGUCUUACAUGACUUAAUGACUUCCUGUGCGGCCACCUUCGCAAGUGGGCUGUCACAAAUGAACCUAGGUACUUGCCAUAUAGCGGUUUCUUCCUACGGUGAUGUAAUACCUCUGUUGGGUUGAUGUUAAUGAGACUGGACUGCAUUCCUCUCCUUAUAUGGUACAAAUCAGUAUUACUGAACAAAGCAUUCCAUUUAGCCUUUUUAUAUGAUUCACUACAUGCUGCUGUAAUUCAGUAUCUAAGGAUGACAUGGUACACCACAUUAUGUUUCUGAAUAUGUACAGUAGAUUCUGGCACAAUAAAUGUCUGUUCUGUUUUUAUUUGUA
Messenger RNA from Epinephelus lanceolatus (giant grouper), 2513 nucleotides. Its product is annotated as fibroblast growth factor receptor substrate 2-like. Gene Ontology annotation, biological process: fibroblast growth factor receptor signaling pathway. Lineage: Eukaryota; Metazoa; Chordata; Actinopteri; Perciformes; Serranidae. Gene Ontology annotation, cellular component: cell-cell junction; cytoplasm. The record is from RefSeq and is a predicted model, not a curated record. Gene Ontology annotation, molecular function: fibroblast growth factor receptor binding; transmembrane receptor protein tyrosine kinase adaptor activity.